AUGACAGAGACAUUGAAUGUCCUGGUCAAUGACGGAUCAAGUGUAGGCGCUUAUACUCUUGAUCUGAUUGCGCCUACGAAGUUGACUUCGGAGAUCACUCAGUUGCCAACGCUUAAGCAUAAAAGGUUCUUGCGUGAUCUGCGUAGUGGCAAAGUCAAGCAGAUCUGCGUACUCGUCGCUGACGACGAGUGCGUAGCCGACAUAAGGUCAGCAACAAUGUUUACUGAGAACGAGAGAGUUCUCAGUAGUUCAUCGAUGGACGAGAGCGUCCUCGAUGAAAAGACACGAGCUGAGCGAUACGACUCCCAAUCGUGGGAAUCGCUCAAGAAAAAUCCUCACUAUGAAGAUUUGGUUGAAUUCAAGGAUGUAUUCCCUGAAACUGUUCCGUGCGAAUCACCGAAGGAUAAAGGUAAUCGACACGAGGUCGAGCUUAAACCAGGCUCUAAGUACUGUGUCAUGAAGCAGUGGCCACUGCCUCUUGAACAAGUACUUGCGAUCGACAAGUUCUUUGCCGAUCGUUUAGCUGCGGGCCAUGUGAGGGAAUCAACUUCCCCACAUAGCUCUCCGACCUUCUGUGUGCGAAAAGCAACAGGAGGGUGGCGGAUUGUGCAUGCAUUUAACAAGCUGAAUGCUGCAACGGUACCGGCUCAGACGCCGAUACCGAGGAAGGACGUAAUCAUUGAUGGUAUGGCAAAGAGUACCAUCUUUUCGUCCAUGGAUUUGAUGGAUGGCUUCUAUCAAAUCCUUAUGCGAGAACGGGAUAUACCCUAUACCACAGUGAGCACGCCUAGCGGCAUGCUCUGGGAAUGGCUAGUAAUGCCACAAGGGCUUAGUAAUGCCCCUGCCACGUUCAACAGAUGUGUAUCACAUCUGUCGAGACCAGUACGAGAAUUCGCGCCGAGUUAUUUCGAUGACGUAUUCAUCCAUAGUCGAGCUAUGGAUGGAAAGUCGGACGUCGAGGUUCACAGGUACCACGUCCGACAGGUUCUUACAAUCAUGCGAAAGCAUCAAAUGUUUGCCAAUCUCAAGAAGUGUAUAUUUGCAGCAAGCGAAAUACCACUUCUUGGGUGCACUGUUGGUAAGAACGGUGUACGUCCUGAUCCCGAAAAGAUCGAGGCAAUCACCGACUGGCCUGUGCCGGUUGAUGUCAAAGGUCUUCAAAAAUUUCUUGGGCUAGCGGCGUAUUUGAACAAGUAUUCACGCAAUUACGCCGAGAUGACUGUGCACCUCUCUCGUUUGUUGGAAAAGAACGAGAGGUGGUUAUGGAACGCUGAAUGUCAGCGCUCCUUUGAUGGUAUCAAGCAGAGCUUGAUACAAUCCCCAGUCCUAGCAAUUGCCGAUCAGGACAGGCCAUUUCAUGUGGUCUGUGAUGCUAGCGGUUUCGCAAUCGGCUGUGCAUUAAUGCAGUACGAUCUUGAAGGCGUUGAACGCGUCGUCUGCUAUCAGUCGCGUCAGCUGCAACCAGCUGAGCGGAAAUAUCCAGUGCAUGACAAGGAACUCCUUGCCAUGAAUAAACAGCCCGCACCUUCACAACGAAUGGCGCGGUGGUUGUCAUUCUUUGCAGAAUACAACUUUACGGUCGAGUACAAACCAGGACGACUUAAUGUCGUCGCUGAUGCACUCUCACGUCGUCCCGACUUUGAACCAGUCGUGAAACCCAACAGUGAGACAGCCACUGUUGCGGUAAUGACGUCCUCAAUACCAUCUUCAACGUUGUAUGAUGAUGUGAGGCGGGCGUAUGCCCAAGAUGGUGAGAUUAUGAAGUUGUUGACACAUCUCUCACAGCCAUCACGAGAAUCGUUGAAACGAUUGUCGUCUGCGUAUCGAUCUGCAUCAGAUCGAUACAUUACUCGCGACGGUUUACUGUAUUAUACAGCCUUUACUGGUGACACACCACGUGUUGUCAUUCCAGAUGAUACUGAUCUGCGUUUGCGGAUCAUGUUCGAGUAUCACGAUGCUCCUAUAGGAGUACAUCGUGGCCGGGAGAAAACAUAUCUCACGGUGAGUCGAGACUUUUACUGGCCCCGCCAGUAUCAGUUUGUGCGCGAGUAUGUUCGCGCAUGCGAAGUCUGUCAACGAGUGAAGUCAAGUCCUUCACUGCGUGCACCUUUACAGCCUCUACCGGUUCCGGCAGCGAGCUGGGAGUCCAUCUCAAUGGAUUUUGUCUUCGGGUUACCCAAAGACGCACGCGGGAAUACGGGUAUCCUCGUAUAG
This is a messenger RNA of Peronospora matthiolae, 2214 nucleotides long. Lineage: Eukaryota; Oomycota; Peronosporomycetes; Peronosporales; Peronosporaceae. The record is from the annotation of a GenBank genome assembly.